AUGUACUACCCGUGGUAUAGCAGCGGCCAGCAGGUCCCCGCUACGCCAAGCUACAUGGCCUCACCGGCGGCGUCAUCGCCCUACGCAGCAUAUCCGUACUCGCACGCGCUGCAGGUGGUCGCUCGCCAGCCGCCCACGCCGGCGCCUGCAGCUGCGCGGCGCACGGAAGGGUACCUCGCGCAGCCGGCGCGGCAGACGGGAUACCUGUACGACCAGCCGCUGGGGACGACGCCGGGCUCGUAUGGUGUGCAGAUGCCGGGCGGAGGCGGAGGAGCAGCGGCUCCUGUCCCUGUGAUAGCGGUGCAGCAGAUGCAGAUGCAUGUGCAACAGAUGCCCGUGUACCAGGUCCAGCAGUACCAGCAAUACCCCCAGUAUCAGCAACUCCCACUGCAGAGCCCGGCGGCCGUGUACGUUUCUGCACCUGCGCCAGCGACGACGGCACUGCCCGUGUCGUUCCUCGUGCCGCCCCCGACGACGGUGGCUGCCCCCGCGGUGGUGUACGUCGUGUGCCAGCCGGCGGUCGUGCAGCAGACACCAACCGUACUGCAGGCUAUGCCCCUUGUUGCGUUGCCUCAGGCGGGACAACAAGAACCAGCAUCGACUACGCCUGUGAUGGUUUCAACGACGGCGGCGACGACUGCGCCAACAACUACACCAACCACGGCUGCGCUUCCCACAAUCGCAACGGCUUCACAAUCCUCAGCAGCACCAGCGGCAGAACCAGCCCCCGAGCCAGCCAUGUCGACGACUCCCCCCGCGCCGCCACCGCACAUCGCCAUCCGCGUCGUCUUCUUCGGCAAGGGCACCGCGACGACACGCCUCUGGAUCCGGGUCGCCGACGCUUCGUACACCACCGUGCCUACACGGGCACAGCUGCACGCCGACGUGGCGCGCCUCGCUGGUCGAAGCGGCCUGCCGGACCAGCGCGGCAAGAGGGCGGCUUUGUACGUCAUGAAGGAGCCAGAGUCGGAGACGGAGACGGCAGCGGGAGGACGCGUCGUGGCGGGAGCGGGAUGCGCGCUCAAGGUCGUGGCGGAUGGGGGUGUCGUCCCGACGGAGCGGCUCGAGGUGGUGGUGCCCCUGGACGAUGAGGAUUCGCAGUCCGUGGAGGCAUCGCUCGAGGAGGUGCUAGGAAGGGUGUUGCUACAGCAGCAGCAGCAGAGUGAGGCGCACGCGAAGCGCCAUGUCUUCCUCGCCGUGGACGUGGACGACAUGUGGAAGGGCCCCGAAGACGGCGUGGCGCACGUCCCGCCCGUGGAAGGAGGCACUCCGGCAGAGCCUCAAAUCGAGACGGCCGUGCCCGCGCCGACAACGACAACCACCGCCAACGGAAACACCACGGAAGCAGGCGCGACCGCAGAGCAGGCGCAAACACCAUCCCCGCGCCCCCUAUCCGUCGUGCCAGACGAGGGAGAAGCACCCUCCGAGCCCCAGCCUAGGUCUGAACCCGAGCCCGAAGCCGAGCCGCCGAGCGUAAUGGUCAACGGGGUGGACGGACUAACGAUAGAGUAG
This is a messenger RNA of Purpureocillium lilacinum, 1512 nucleotides long. RefSeq lists its product as uncharacterized. Lineage: Eukaryota; Fungi; Ascomycota; Sordariomycetes; Hypocreales; Ophiocordycipitaceae. The record is from RefSeq and is a predicted model, not a curated record.